Peronospora matthiolae is the source of this 801-nucleotide messenger RNA. NCBI's taxonomy places the organism in Eukaryota, Oomycota, Peronosporomycetes, Peronosporales, Peronosporaceae. The record is from the annotation of a GenBank genome assembly.
AUGAGCACAUUAAAGAAGGGUGAUCGUGUAUUGUUAUCUACUGAAGGCCUACGAGAAUCAGCAGUAACCAAUCUCGGCGCGAGCAAACUCGCGCCACGUUCCAUCGGACCAUUCACGGUACUCAAGGCGAUCGGCGACGCAUACACGCUGGACAUCCCAUCGUCACUGCGACUUCACCCGACAUUUUACGUCGGGCGGCUCAAGAAGAAUCGUCCAGCUACGCUUCACGGGUUGGCUCCGUCCUCGAAGUCAAAGGCUCAUAGGUCGACCUUCCGUCUUGCCUUGCUCGACGCGCCAGCGACGUCGGACGCGGCUGCGUACCAGCCUGUGCGAGCCCAAGAACAUAGCGUUCCAGGUUCCGCAUCCGUUCAAGCAGCUCGCGGUUCGACUGUGGAAUCUCACUGGCUGUUCUCUCAGCCCGCGCAUCUCGAUCAAGGUCAGCUUCAGCUUUCAGCUGGGCAUCGACGGCCUUGUUCAGAGCCGCGUCUACAUCGCCUUAUGCAACCAGGACGCCAUCAGUACCAUCGCGAGGGCCCACCACCGCUUAUGGAUGCGGAAGGUCAGAAGAGCUGGAUCGUGAAACGCUUGUUGGGUCACGAGGACCCUCGUCGCGAAACGAAAUUGACGCGACUCCAUGAGCGCGCGAUUAAAACCGCGCGCAAGUAUCGUGUGCGUGGCUCGAUUAUCCACCCGAGGAGGAUACGUGGGGGCCGCGCUCUUCGCUUCUUCGAGACGUUCCAGACGUCGUUCGGGUUUACGAGUCCGUGCAUACGCUUGGUUCAGAUCUGGUCGACGACCUGA